This is a messenger RNA of Xyrauchen texanus (razorback sucker), 573 nucleotides long. RefSeq names its product pro-glucagon-like. Gene Ontology annotation, cellular component: extracellular region. The transcript has 5 exons. Lineage: Eukaryota; Metazoa; Chordata; Actinopteri; Cypriniformes; Catostomidae. Bases 61 to 573 code for a protein of 170 amino acids. Gene Ontology annotation, biological process: response to starvation. The record is from RefSeq and is a predicted model, not a curated record. Gene Ontology annotation, molecular function: glucagon receptor binding; hormone activity.
AGAACCAGGAGAACAUUUGCAGUUCAUCUACACAUCAAUUCAUCCAUUGGACGUGUGUGUAUGAACUCUACCAUCAACAUGAAAGGCAUCCAACUUCUCGCUGGUCUUCUGCUUUUCCUCUUUGUUCAAAACAGCACGUGCGCUCCGUUGCAAGAAGAAAACACAAGCACAGAGACAGUAGAAAGUCUUCUACCGAGAGGUCAAGAUUUCACAACCGUAAAGAGGCAUUCGGAGGGGACGUUCUCGAACGACUACAGCAAAUACCUGGAGACAAGGAGGGCGCAGGACUUUGUUCAAUGGCUCAUGAAUUCAAAGAGAAACGGUGGUCCAGCCAGACGUCAUGCUGAAGGAACCUACACCAGCGACGUCAGUUCCUACCUACAAGACCAAGCGGCCCAGAACUUUGUCGCCUGGCUAAAAUCUGGACAGCCCAAACAAGAAGGUGCAGAUCUGCCCCGCAGGAGGCACGUAGAUGGCAGUUUUACCAGUGAUGUCAACAAGGUUUUGGACAGCAUGGCUGCCAAGGAGUACUUACAAUGGGUGAUGAACUCUAAAACAUCAGGGACAAGGUAA